This is a messenger RNA of Dioszegia hungarica, 1359 nucleotides long. Its product is annotated as beta-tubulin. Gene Ontology annotation, biological process: microtubule cytoskeleton organization; mitotic cell cycle. Gene Ontology annotation, molecular function: GTPase activity; structural constituent of cytoskeleton; GTP binding. The record is from RefSeq and is a predicted model, not a curated record. Gene Ontology annotation, cellular component: cytoplasm; microtubule. Bases 1 to 1359 code for a protein of 452 amino acids. The transcript has 9 exons. Lineage: Eukaryota; Fungi; Basidiomycota; Tremellomycetes; Tremellales; Bulleribasidiaceae.
AUGGCUCCCGGAUCAGUGCGCGAAAUUGUCCACCUCCAGACCGGUCAGUGUGGUAACCAGAUUGGUGCCAAGUUCUGGGAAGUCGUUUCGGAAGAGCACGGUAUCCAGGCCGACGGUUCGUACAAGGGUACCUCGGACCUCCAGCUCGAGCGCAUCAAUGUCUACUACAACGAGGCCGCUGCUGGCAAGUAUGUGCCCCGUGCUGUCCUCAUUGAUCUCGAGCCCGGAACCAUGGACUCGAUCCGUGGUGGUCCUUUGGGAAGCCUGUUCAGGCCGGACAACUUCGUUUUCGGCCAGAGCGGUGCCGGAAACAACUGGGCGAAGGGACACUACACUGAGGGUGCCGAGCUUGUCGACUCUGUCCUUGAUGUCGUUCGUCGCGAAGCCGAGGGCUGCGACUGCCUCCAGGGUUUCCAGAUUACCCACUCGCUCGGUGGUGGUACCGGUGCCGGUAUGGGUACGCUCUUGAUCUCCAAGAUCCGUGAAGAGUUCCCGGACCGGAUGAUGUGCACCUUCUCUGUUGUCCCGUCGCCAAAGGUCUCCGACACUGUUGUUGAGCCCUACAACGCCACUCUCUCGGUGCACCAGCUCGUUGAGAACUCGGACGAGACCUUCUGUAUCGACAACGAGGCCCUCUACGACAUCUGCUUCCGUACCCUCAAGCUCUCCACCCCGACCUACGGUGACCUCAACCACCUCGUCUCGGUCGUCAUGUCGGGUGUCACCACCUGUCUCCGAUUCCCCGGUCAGCUCAACUCGGAUCUCCGAAAGCUCGCCGUCAACAUGGUCCCCUUCCCCCGUCUCCACUUCUUCAUGGUCGGCUUUGCGCCUCUCACGGCCCGCGGGUCGGCAUCGUACCGCGCCAUCACGGUUCCGGAGCUCACCCAGCAAAUGUUUGACGCCAAGAACAUGAUGGCUGCUUCAGACCCCCGUCACGGCCGAUACCUCACUGUCAACUGUAUCUACCGUGGAAAGGUGUCGAUGAAGGAGGUCGAGGAGCAGAUCCAGAAUGUCCAGACCAAGAACUCGAGCUACUUUGUCGAGUGGAUUCCCGGAAACAUCUCCGCCGCCCAGUGCGACGUCCCUCCUCGCGGUCUCAAGAUGUCCGCCACCUUCAUCUGCAACUCCACCUCCAUCCAGACCCUCUUCAAGCGUAUCGGCGACCAGUUCUCGGCCAUGUACCGCCGCAAAGCCUUUGUGCACUGGUACACUGGCGAGGGAAUGGACGAGCUCGAAUUCUCCGAAGCCGAGUCCAACUUGCAGGACCUGGUGUCCGAGUACAUGCAGUACCAAGAAGCCGGGACCGACGAGGAGGCGUACGAGGACGAGAUGCCCGUCGGCGAGGAGGAGGAGCAAUAG